Messenger RNA from Daldinia childiae, 1470 nucleotides. RefSeq names its product M-phase inducer phosphatase. The record is from RefSeq and is a predicted model, not a curated record. Gene Ontology annotation, molecular function: protein tyrosine phosphatase activity. Gene Ontology annotation, biological process: G2/M transition of mitotic cell cycle; positive regulation of G2/MI transition of meiotic cell cycle; positive regulation of G2/M transition of mitotic cell cycle. Gene Ontology annotation, cellular component: cytoplasm; nucleus. The coding region runs from base 1 to 1470 and encodes 489 amino acids. The transcript has 5 exons. Lineage: Eukaryota; Fungi; Ascomycota; Sordariomycetes; Xylariales; Hypoxylaceae.
AUGGAUGCCUCUUCACCUUUGGCGGCCAUGCGCCCCACCCCAACUCCGGCUUGGGGACAACAGUCUCGUCAUUAUUUGCCUUCCCGGAACCCUUUCGGAUCCGGUAAUAUUGCUAUUCGCGAGCAGCUACAUCGGUCUAACCCUGAUUAUUUCAACUCGACAAUCCGAGGUUCUUCUCCCGCUGCUAGUCUCGCAGCAGAUCUUUCGCAAAACUUCCGAAUUGAUAGCGAGGAUAGUCCCCGAUUCCCGACUCCGCGUCGUGCACUUUUUACAUCAAAUAUGAUGGAAGCCAUCGAGAAUCGGGGUUACGUUACGACUCCACCGCUACCAGUCACCUCCUCUCCUUUGGGAGGAUAUGAUGCUAUGGAUAUCUCGCCCUUACCUAAUAAGGAGCCAUUCUUCAGCUCAUUUGAGGUUGCCUCACCUACGCCUCAGGGGACGCCUGGGGAUGAUGUGAUGAUGGAGUCGCCCAUACCCGUGACUCGGCAAUCUUCUAUGGGCUUGGAGCCGUCGAAGGUGUUGUUUGAAGGCACAGUAGCCGAAAGCGAGGAGGAUUACGCCGACCCUCUUUAUCUCGAACUAAGGGCCACACUACCAGCGCUCUUCUCUCUACGAAGUUGCAUCCAGAAAACCAAGUUUCUACUUUUCGCUUUGGGCCCCAAUCGGCAACAAUGUCUCCUGGCGACUGUUUCGACGACUCUCCCCUUCAAGAUCGGAGACCCUCUACGGCGCAUAGCCCUACCCCUGGCAAUGCUGGCUGUGCUCGGUCCAAGGCUCAGUUCGCAACACUUAACGGGGCUCGAGAUAUUCGCACAGGCUCAGGUUCCCCUAUUCCUAGUCACGUUCGUCGGGUGUCAAAUCCAUUUGCACGACCUCGUCGGCAAUGGAAAAUUCAACGAUGUUUACACGCAGAAGAUGGUAAUCGACUGUCGAUUCGAAUAUGAGUAUGAAGGAGGUCAUAUUGACGCUGCUAUCAACUACAAUGACAAGGAACUCCUUGCGAAGCACCUCUUCGAGAAUCCAAUGCAUGGAAAAACAUUGUUAAUUUUCCACUGCGAAUAUUCUGCUUGCCGUGCACCAAUGAUGGCCCGCCACAUCCGGGCAUCGGACCGCAUGGUCAACGCUGAGUACUAUCCGAGACUUACGUACCCAGAGGUCUAUAUCCUCGAAGGGGGAUACAGCGAGUUCUUCAUUGAGAAUCGCGAACGAUGCUACCCGCAAGCCUACGUCGAGAUGGGUGCUGAGGAGCAUGCUAGAACUUGCGAGCGCGAAUUGGGCAAGUUGCAACAGAAGCGAAAAGGUCUGGGUAGAGCCAAGACCUUUGCUUUUGGGCAUCGAGAGUCAAUGGUUGAAGCUUCUCCUACUGCCCCUGAGAGACGCUAUGAACACCCUUCGCCGGUCAUGAUGAUUGGCAACUCACCGAUCCUUGGCAACAACCGAUCGCCUGCCCGUCGCAUGGCAUCCUUUUAA